This is a messenger RNA of Sesamum indicum (sesame), 2019 nucleotides long. The record is from RefSeq and is a predicted model, not a curated record. NCBI's taxonomy places the organism in Eukaryota, Viridiplantae, Streptophyta, Magnoliopsida, Lamiales, Pedaliaceae.
AGGCCAAUUUCUGGUUAAGACCAUCUCAUUAUUAAAUUCAUUACAACCAAGUCAAAAUAUAUACAGAGAUAGGACCUUCACUAGACCAACUUGUCAAACAUUACACUCAACUGACCUUUGAACAUCUCUUGUCUCCAAGACUUCAAAUAUGUUUGUUUUUCCCCUCCUCUCUUCACAUGUACUCUUAAUUUCCUUGACACCCGGCCUCGCCCCGACCCCGUCUUGAAAAAUAUGGCUGGGGGGGGGGGGAGGAGAGGAGGAAGUACAAACCGGUCGCUGCAAGAAACCCCGACGUGGGCUCUUGCAACGGUUUGUUUUGUGUUCAUCUUCCUCGGCAUUUUCAUCGAGUACUUGAUACAUCUUGCGGGCCAUUGGCUCAAGAAACACAAGAAGGCUGCGUUGUAUGAAGCAAUAGAGAAGCUGAAGUCGGUGUUGAUGCAGUUGGGGUUUAUGUCGCUGAUAUUAACAGUGACGCAACGAUGGAUAUCCAAGAUAUGCGUACCGGAUAAGGUAGCAAAUUUCAUGUUGCCAUGCCGAAGCCAAACGCCGACCAAGACGCCCAAAGCUUUACAGCAUUUCUGGAUCUCAUUUGGUCAGAAACAACCACAGACCUUCGAGGAUUUUAAGGUUUCGCAUCACAGGAGAGCACUGGCUGCUGCAGCUUCCGACUCUAUUGAUCAUUGUGGCUCUAAGGGAAUGAGUUCAUUAAUGUCGCAACAGGGCAUAAAUGAGCUCAAUAUUUUCAUCUUUGUGCUGGCAGCCAUGCAGAUUGUGUAUAGUUUGGCGACUAUGGGGUUGGGAAGGGCCAAGAUGAAGAAAUGGAAAACCUGGGAAAAGGAGACUCAAACUAUAGAAUACAAGGCAGCAAAUGAUCCGGAAAGAUUUAGAUUCACAAGGCAAACGACGUUCGGGCGAAGACAUGUGAGCUCUUGUGCAACAAAUCCUGCUCAACUCUGGAUUAAAUGUUUCUUCCGACAAUUCUUCAACUCCGUUGCCAAAGUCGACUACUUCACAUUGCGCCAUGGAUUCAUUUCGGCUCAUUUAUCAACAAAUAGUUCCUUCAAUUUUCGAAAGUAUAUACAACGAUCUUUGGAACACGAUUUCAAAUCAGUUGUCGGGAUAAGCCCACUAAUGUGGUUUAUAGUUGUUAUAUUCUUGCUGGUCGAUGUACAUGGUUGGAAUGUCUACCUUUGGAUCUCAUUUCUACCACUAAUGAUAGUGCUGUUCGUGGGGACAAAAUUGGAAGUAAUAGUGGCAAGAAUGGCAAUGCAGCUCACAAGCAAGAACACUGUAAUCAAAGGAGCUCCUUUGGUGCAGCCCAACAACAAUCUCUUCUGGUUCAAACGCCCCCAGCUCGUCUUGACUUUACUCCAUUUCACGCUAUUUAUGAAUGCAUUUGAGUUUUCUUUCUUCGUAUGGGUGACGUGGCAAUUCGGGAUCAAUUCCUGCUACUAUGAAAAAGUAGAAGUCAUUGUUAUAAGAGUGGUAUUGGCGGUGAUGGUUCAAGUCUUGUGCAGUUACAUCACUCUUCCCCUCUACGCCCUUGUUACUCAGAUGGGCUCUGAAUAUAAGAGUGCAAUACUUGAAGAACACACAGUCCACGCAAUAAAACAGUGGCAUACAAAUGUGAAGCAGAAGAGGAAGAGAUCAGAACAAUCUGGUAAUAUUCAGGAUGAUUCAUCGACGUUAGGGAGCACUGCUUCCCCUGACAUCUCAUCCCAUCGACCAGCUCCCAGUCUUAUAGAGUUUGCAGCAUUGCAUGAGAUCACGGAACAUAUUGAAAUCGGCUCCGAAGAUCAUCACUCGGAAGAUCAAAAUGGACUUGAGUAUGAUCAUCAUAGAACAUAGGAUACAUGUAGGCAUUUAAUUAACUUAAAUAUAUAUACAUAUUACAUAUACACCCCCAAAGAUUAAUGUUGAUGGUUAGUUGUUUUUUCAAUUGCAUUCGUGUAAAUAUAUGUUCUAAGCAUGAUCAAAACUGAGUGAACUCAAGGACUCGGACAGAAUUUUUUAUUGCAA